This is a messenger RNA of Meyerozyma guilliermondii ATCC 6260, 489 nucleotides long. RefSeq lists its product as uncharacterized. The transcript has a single exon. The record is from RefSeq and is a predicted model, not a curated record. Bases 1 to 489 code for a protein of 162 amino acids. NCBI's taxonomy places the organism in Eukaryota, Fungi, Ascomycota, Pichiomycetes, Serinales, Debaryomycetaceae.
AUGAUACCUCGUGGCCUAUACAAUGCAAGGUCGAGCAAGUUGGGCGGUAAUUUACAAUCGUUGAUGUUACCUGAUGGCUGCCAUAAUGUAAGGGAACUCAAAUGGGAAAAGUCAGUCAACUUUUUGAGGUUUCCGCCAUACAAGGAGUACAAGGAGCUUAGCAGCGAGGGAAUCUUCGCCGAAAUUGAGCCAGAGAAUCCAAAACUUGUCACCUUGGGGCCGACCAUGGUGAGGACUUCAUCCUCUUCUAUUGCCCCUUCACCGAUAUACGAAAAAUGUUCCAAAUCUUUGUUCCAGAGCACUCUGACUAGCGAGGAGAAACCAAAAGGCUCUCGUUCACAUUUUAAAGACAACACUUUGAGAGCCUCUAGCUUUGGAUGGUUUUCAUUCAUUCUUAUCGUGCAGUCUCUUGCAAACAACUUUAUCAAAUUAGUCGGUAAUGUGCUGAAAGUCACCAGGUUGAGAAUUACAGUCUUCAAGCUGGGGUGA